Molecule: messenger RNA, 3616 nt
Organism: Gossypium raimondii (Peruvian cotton)
Lineage: Eukaryota; Viridiplantae; Streptophyta; Magnoliopsida; Malvales; Malvaceae
Product: probable LRR receptor-like serine/threonine-protein kinase At2g16250
Exons: 5
Coding region: 434-3142 (902 amino acids)
Biological process (GO): protein phosphorylation
Molecular function (GO): ATP binding; protein binding; protein kinase activity
Source: RefSeq, a predicted model, not a curated record
ACUCCAUAUCACCAUUGAUGCUCUGAGUGAGUAGUAAUAAUCAAAUUGAAAGGUUUAGAGUCUUUUGAGUUUGUUGAAAUGGUAGGUUCACUAAAUAGCUCCGGUGGAUAGUAAAGUAAAACUGUAUUUGCAGAAAGCCCUGCGGUUGGGCAAACAAACCCUUCCCUCAUUUUUUUGCUUUCAUCUCAUUAAUGUCACCUGACCCUCCCUUCCCUUAAAACCCCGUGCCAUCAUUCAUUUUUUCUUUGAAUUUCAUUUGGAUUUAAUACAUCAAGUUCUAUUUGAUUUUUCUUUUAUUUGUAUAAAUUAUUAUUAAUUCGGGAUCGGCGGUAAACAACAUCGAAUGCAGAAUCAAAGCUCGUGAUUGGUGGAAGAAGAUGAGUUAGACACUUAGCCGCCAUUGAAGUUCAUCAGCAUCAGCUUCGCAUUAUCAAUGGAAGCUCAAAGAAAUGCGUUAUCAAUAUUCUUGUUAGCUGUAAUCUUGUUCUUGAUCCAGUGCGUGGUAGCUCAGAAAGCUCGGUUAAGUUCUCCAAUCGAACGGCGGGCAUUGCUGGAUCUCCGCGCAUCUUUAGGUCUCCGAGGCAAAGAUUGGCCCAUCAAGUCCGACCCCUGCUCGUCGUGGCUCGGUAUCGAAUGUCGGAACGGCUCCGUCUCCAAAAUCAGUGUUUCCGGUUUAAAAAGAACCAGACUUGGACGACUCAGUCCCAAGUUCAAUGUUGAUUCUUUGGUUAAUUUGACCCGGUUAGUUUCCUUCAAUGCCUCUGGGUUCCCGCUUCCCGGGUCAAUACCGGAUUGGUUCGGAAACCGGUUGGCUAAUCUCGAGGUUCUUGAUCUCCGCUCAUGCAAUAUCUCCGGUUCAAUCCCUGGUACACUCGGUAACUUGAGUCGACUCACUUCUUUGUAUCUUCAUGAUAACAAUCUUGCUGGUCUGAUUCCUGCUACAUUGGGACUAUUAAGGAACUUAAAAUUUCUUGAUCUUUCGGUUAAUUCGCUUACCGGUUCGAUUCCCUCAAGUUUUGGGUCUUUUGGAAACAUGGAAAGGCUUGAACUUGCUUCAAAUUACUUAUCUGAGUCAAUUCCACCUAGUUUAGGCUCUUUACGAGGUCUUCAAGUGUUCAAUGUUUCAGAUAAUAAUCUUUCUGGUUCAAUUCCUAUUCAGUUUGGCAAUCUUUCAAGGCUGGUUAAGCUUGAUCUUAGUAGGAAUUCUUUCUACGGUUCGUUGCCGGAGGAAUUAAAGAUGUUAAGGAGUUUAAAAAUGAUGAUAAUGGCGGAUAAUGAGCUAGAAGGACGUAUGCCAGUCGAUUUGUUUUCAAGUCUUGUUGAGUUGCAAGUUGUGGAUUUGAGUAGGAAUAAGCUUGAUGGUGCUCUUAAUGCUACAAUUUGGUCAAUGCCUAAAUUACAGUCCCUUGAUGUAUCAAGCAACAACUUUACCGGUCCAUUUCCGGGUCUUAGAUCUAAUAUUAGUGCUACUACAGCUGCCAUGUUCAAUCUGUCGAACAAUUUCUUUUAUGGAACUUUGAAUUUUUCACUCGGGAUGUUCAGAUUCAUUGAUCUCUCUGGCAACUAUUUUGAAGGCAAGGUAGUAGUAAACAACGCGAAAAGAUACGCUAUUAUUGACAGGAAUUGCCUUCAGGCUUUGAAACAGAGGACUUUGGAGGAUUGUAGACUUUUUUACACUGAUAGAGGGCUAAGUUUUGAUAAUUUUGGAGCACCCGACACAACGCAGCCACCUCCUGCAGAAUCUAGUUCGGAGAGCAGGAAACGGUUGAUAUUUAUUUUGGCUGGAGUAGUUGGAGGACUUGGCUUCAUUGUACUAUUGGUUCUGAUUCUAGUGCUCGUCUUGAGGCACAAUAAGGGCAUUGGAAAUCAAAGAAGGAAUGCAGAUGUUGGGCCUGUUCCUGAAGGGGAUAGUCCUCAACUUCCGAAAGAUCCUACAAUAGCUGGUGCUGGAGAUCCAUUUACAUAUGAGCAGUUGCUCCUAGCAACUGAUAAUUUUAGUGAGACGAAUCUUAUUAAGCAGGGCCACUCAGGUGACCUAUUUCGUGGUAUCUUGGAAGCUGGGAUCCCAGUGGUCAUCAAAAGGGUCAGUUUGAGUUCUUUCAAGAAAGAAUCAUACAUGAUGGAAUUGGAUUUAUUCAGAAAGCUUUCUCACCCAAGAUUUGUCCUGCUUUUGGGGCACUGCUUGGAGCAUGAAACUGAGAAGCUUUUGGUAUACAAGCAUAUGCCAAAUGGAGAUUUAGCCAAUUCCUUUUACAGGGCUACCAAUUCAGACGAUGAUAGCCUACAGUCCCUGGAUUGGAUUACAAGGUUAAAAGUAGCUACUGGAGCUGCUGAAGGACUGUUUCAUUUGCACCAUGAAUGUAAUCCUUCCCUAGUUCACAGGGAUGUUCAAGCUAGCAGUAUUCUUCUUGAUGAUAAAUUUGAAGUGAGACUUGGAAGCCUGAGUGAAGUUCGUGCCCAGGAAGGAGAUACACACCAAAAUGUUCUCAAAAGGCUGCUCCGGAAACCACAGACCUCUGAGCCAGGCCCUUCAGCUUCAGGUUCUUCUUCGACUACUUGUGCUUACGAUGUGUACUGUUUCGGAAAGGUAUUAUUAGAGCUUAUAACAGGCAAGCUUGGUAUUGGUAAGGCAGAAGAUGCGUCUACAAAGGAGUGGCUUGAGCAAUCCUUGCCUUGCAUCAGUAUAUAUGAAAAGGAAUUGGUGACUAAGAUCAUGGAUCCAUCCUUGAUAGUAGAUGAGGAUCUAUUGGAGGAGGUAUGGGCCAUGGCAAUCGUGGCAAGGUCAUGCCUUAACCCCAAGCCUUCUAAACGACCCUCAAUGAAGCAUAUUCUUAAAGCAUUGGAAAACCCUUUGAAAGUAGUAAGAGAGGAGAGUUUCAGCUCCGCAAGGCUAAGAACAACAUCGUCUAGGCGAUCUUGGGGUUCUGCCUUCUUUGGUAGUUGGCGACAGAGCUCAUCAGAGAGUGCCACCAUCCCAGGCCACCAAAACAGAGAGGGUUUCAGUGGUUUUAGGCAGGCAGGUAGAGUAGGUUCUCAUGGCAGCGAUGGAAUUGAACACUCAUCUUCACGUAAAAGGUUGUCGAACGAAGUUUUCCCUGAACCCAUGGAAAUGCAAGACAUGGAGAUGUUAGAUGAAAACUAACUGAUAAUCCUUACUGGUUGAAGUGCCUGCUCAACCAUUGAACCCAACAGUGUUUUUCUUUUCUAGUUGUGCUCUACAGCUAUUAUUUUAUGAGGAUACUUGCAGCCAGCAGGUGAUCCAACCUGAUUCAGAUAAACUGGCUGAGCUGAUACAUCCCUUGGCUUAAUGAAAAUAGCGGAAGUCAGCCAUGAAAAAGAAGAGAGCAAGAGCCCCGAUUGUAUCCAGCAAGAUUCUUUCAUACAUUCAAAAGCUCAAAAGCUUGUUUGCAGUCGAUUGUUACAAGAAGCAGAAUUUUUUUCAUUGUAAUUGCCUUUUUUCUCACAUAUCUGAACAUGGAGAGUGUACAAUUGUAACAGGUUAGGACCCCUUGCAGAUUUAUUAAGUUUACAUUUUGUUAGUAGCAAUCAAAGAAACACAUUAACUGUAUUCUUCCAUUUGAGAAAUCGGAUUCAAACAUUUGGCAUCCCAGUAAAA